This is a messenger RNA of Phytophthora sojae, 396 nucleotides long. RefSeq lists its product as hypothetical. Bases 1 to 396 code for a protein of 131 amino acids. The transcript is spliced from 2 exons. Lineage: Eukaryota; Oomycota; Peronosporomycetes; Peronosporales; Peronosporaceae. The record is from RefSeq and is a predicted model, not a curated record.
AUGGAUGGGCGUCAGGCGACUUUGUAUCGAGCUAUACGCAAGCGCCUCAUGCAAACAAAGAUCAUGGAUGACUAUAGCCUGCUGCCUGAUUUUUUUACUGCCUUCGAAUCCAUGAACCCUGGUUCUAGACGCAUUCAUUCUCUUUUACUUCCCGUUCUUCAAACAGACGGUACUCACAUGAAAAGUGACAACUACAAUGGAAUUUGUCUUACAAUGAUUGGACUUGGUGGAGAUAGAAAGGUUGUCCCGCUAGAGACAAAUGAAAACUUCAGCUGGUUCUUUGCUAAUUGCAUCGCUAGUGGAAUUUCUAUGGCCAAUCUACCGCUAUUCUCUGAUCGUGGAAAGCAUCGAGACGCCCAGAAACACCUAGCUUCUCUUGGCUAUCAAGUCAACUAG